AUGGGCAUCACUGCGGGCGCUCAUCGUUUAUGGUCACAUCGAAGUUAUAAAGCAAGAUGGCCAGCUCGAGUGUUCUUGAUGCUCUGCAACAGUAUGGCGUUUCAGAACGAUGUGAUUGAAUGGUCCCGAGAUCAUCGCUGCCAUCACAAAUGGACGGAUACUGAUGCCGACCCGCAUAAUACGACAAGGUAA
This is a messenger RNA of Gongylonema pulchrum, 192 nucleotides long. The record is from the annotation of a GenBank genome assembly. Lineage: Eukaryota; Metazoa; Nematoda; Chromadorea; Rhabditida; Gongylonematidae.